This is a messenger RNA of Trichomycterus rosablanca, 6930 nucleotides long. It is a transcript of the gene synpo2la, whose product is annotated as synaptopodin 2-like a. Gene Ontology annotation, biological process: positive regulation of actin filament bundle assembly. Lineage: Eukaryota; Metazoa; Chordata; Actinopteri; Siluriformes; Trichomycteridae. The record is from RefSeq and is a predicted model, not a curated record. The coding region runs from base 244 to 3801 and encodes 1185 amino acids. Gene Ontology annotation, cellular component: nucleus; actin cytoskeleton; Z disc. The transcript is spliced from 4 exons. Gene Ontology annotation, molecular function: actin binding.
UCACUCCCUCGCCCUCUCUCUUCCCUCUUCACUGCUCUGCCUCUAUCACAAACCUUCAGCUCAGGAAAUGAGUGGAGGGCCCGAGCGCUGCUUUGUGUGAUUUAGCUUGAUCGACUGAAGGUUGUUUCAGGAACCUCGUUGUAGCUUCUUCUCUCUGAUGUAACCAUGUAAAGAUGGAGCUCCUGCACUGAGGGCCGUCUUCCUCUGAACCUUCAGCUUGAAUUCAGGAGCCAGCGGUGCAGAAUGGUGGUGGAGGAGGUCAACAUCACCCUCUCUGGUGGAGCUCCGUGGGGCUUCAGACUCCAGGGGGGAGUGGAGCACCAGAGACCACUGCAGGUUGCCAAGGUGCGAAAGCGCAGUAAGGCAUGCAGGGCCGGACUUCGAGAGGGGGAUGAGCUGGUAUCCAUCAACAACAGCUCCUGUGCAAGUCUGUCUCACGCUCAGGCCAUGAACCUCAUUGACAGCAUCCCUGGAUUACUGUGUAUCCGGGUAAAGAGGGCACCGGCUGGCUUCCAGUCAGUGGUUCUGGUUGCCCGAGCUCCUUCUCCCCGCAUUGACAAGGAGUACCGUGCUGCGCUUAGGGCCAAUACCCCAUCCAGCUCAAAACUGCAUCAGCCAAGCGUUCGGCAAGUGCACCACACCUCGGUAAUGUCCCCCACCGCUCGCAGUGGCCUGACGUCCCCGCUGGGCAGCGAGGCAUACUAUGGAGAAACAGACAGUGAUGCCGAUGUGGUCACUCAUGACAGACAUCGCAGGCAGAGGCAUCGCAACCCCGGUAACCCCCUUGGAAAAGCAGGUCAUGCUUCCACUGAGGUGGGAGAAACUUCAGAGAUGAGUGGUUAUGACAGUGCUACAGAUGCGCAGGGUUACCCCCCGGCUGGGCCUGACCACCAGGAGGGCAAGCUGCCCGGCGUGGUUCGCCGAGAAGUCAUCUUCCAACCCCCUUCAUCCGGGGCCUGGUCGUCCUACACGUCCACUGAGACCUCGUCCGUGAGUGCAGAUGAGCAGAGUUCUCAGGAUUUAGUAAUAGAGGAGGACAGCGGCUUCCAGGAGCUUCCCAACGUGCCGCUGGUUUCCCCGGAGAGAGCAAAGGAGGCUCUAGUGCUGAGCUCUCAUAGCCAAUUGGUGCCAAUGGUGGGGCCAGUGAACAAUCCAGUGGAUGAGGAGCUCACAAAGACCUACAUGGAUAAAGCAAAACAAGCAAAGUUGAACCGUGGUGACACACUACAAGACAAGCAAGUGAAAGAGGCCCGGACCAAGUGUCGCACCAUUGCUUCUCUUCUGACCGAUGCACCUAACCCUCAUUCUAAGGGGGUCCUGAUGUUCAAAAAACGCCGCCAGCGUUCCAAGAAAUACACGCUGACCAGUUACGGUAGUGUAGAUGAGGAUAUGCAACCAGAUUCCCAAGAGGAAGACAACCACUUCCUCGGGAGCGAAUCGGAGCUGGACGAGGAAGGGUUCAGCGCAGCGCCAGAUCCCACAUGGGACAGCGACUACUUGGACAUGCUUGAAAAAAGAGCAGCGUCAAGAGCUUUGGAAGGAGAUGAAGCAGAUGAUUCUUUAAGUGGCGGGCUGAGUGGAACCACAGGAAGGGGGGCCCGCUUGUUUGAGCAGCAGAGGAAGAGAGCCGAGGAGCAUGCCAAGAAGAUGGCACAGAAAAGUCAGCUGGAGGGCCAGGCAAUUGUUCAAGCAGAGGAAAAGCAACCGGAGUUGUCCAUACAGACAAAAGCAAUUGUUAAACCCAGUGUUCAGCCACCACAGGUUGCACCAAAGCCUGCGAGACCACCAGAGCUGAUGACACAAGAGAAUACUCCUGCUACCAAGACGCAAAUUCCCCCAACCUCACCCCGAGUUACCUUCUCCAUUGUUAAUGAUAUUGCCAGUAUAAAAACACCAACUUCUACAGAGGUGCCUGAAAACCAAGUGAUAACUGUUGCAUCAGUAAUGGUGCCUCCACCUUCUACGUCUAUGCCACCACCUCCCACUCCCUUGCCAGAAUUGCCACCGAGCUCAGUAUUGAACCGCACAGCCCGGCCCUUCGCCCCAGGGUUUAUCAGCCACCGAGCCGCCACAGCACCAGUCGUGUUCCGCCCUAAUGUCACCAAAAAGGCUUCCAGGCCAGUCUCAGUGGCAGUAACUGCACCGCCUUUUACAACUGCAUUCGAGGAGGUGAUUGAUUAUCCUUCUGCCAGUUUUUCAGUACGUAAGAUGAGCAUUGAUGUUCCUGCUGGCAUGACCUCAACACCAGCCCCUGCGACCACUGUGCAUCUUCCUUUUCCUGCUGCUAUGCCAGAUCCUGCACAGUCACUAAUUUCAAAUAUUCCUUCAUCAUCAGAAAAUUUUCAGACUGUGCCGUCUGUCUCACAGACAAAUAUCCCUGCUAAUUCCUUCAUUACUGAAAAUAUAACUGCUGCUCCUCCUUCUGCUGGCUUCACAGAUAUCACUAGCGUAAUCUCUGCUGCUAUUGCUGUGCCUUCUGCUCCUGAGGUACCACUGAUUCAUGCCACCUCUGUGACUUUAACUCCUGUAACCCCUGUCAGCUCAGUUUCUCCUCCAGCUCCCGUGGUGUGCCAAGAGAAAGCUCCUCCGGCUGGAGGUCGAACAGGCAUCCUUCAGAAAGCUCGCCGUCGCACUACUAAUAAACCAAUGUUUAAGAUUCCAGAUGCCAGAAAGAACUUGCCCAAUCCUGAGCUGCUGUCUUUGGUACAGAAUUGGGAUGAGAGGCCUAAUUACGGAUACUCAGAGCCAGUCACUGUUUCGGACGAUUACUAUAACAUGGAUGAAAAGAGGGGAAAGAUCCCACCACCGGUGGCUCCAAAACCUCGCAUCAUCCCAGAAGUGUCCCAGAUUCCUCAAGCUGGGGGAAAGGGCGCUGAGCUCUUUGCACGAAGACAGAACCGUAAAGAUCUCUUUGUGGUGGAUGGUACACAACCUCAGCAGCAGUUUUUACAGUCCCAGUCAGUCAUGCCUAUGAUCCAUCCCUGUGAGCCCUCACCAGUAUCACCAAACUGGAAGUACUCCCCAAAUGUCCGUGCUCCUCCGCCAAUUGGUUACAACCCUCUCCUCGCUCCUUCCUGUCCCCUGGGAGCACAACAUGAAAAAGCACGGGGCGCUGAAAGAACCUCAAAGGUUGGUCGAGGUGGACACAUGUUCCAGAAAGAAGGCAUCAAGGCCAUAGACGUCAUGAGGCGCCAGCCUUACCAACUUAACUCAGCCAUGUUUGGUUUCGGAGGUGGCUCGAGCACACAGUCUGUAAACUCCUCUUACCAACACAAAAGGCAGACAGAAACAGGACACACCUUAACCAAACCGAGGCAGGUACCCGUGAAGACAUCACGUGUGUACGAAAUCAAACGUUUCUCUACUCCGACUCCCAUGUCAGCACCAACCAUAGUCCCAACAGUGAUUGCCCCACGGGCGCAAACCACACUGGCCGAGCCUCUGUGUCGCUAUGACAUGACAUCUCCCACUAUGUGCUCUCCAGCAGCUAUGUCCUCUCCAGCCCAGCCUGUACCUGAACCUGCAGCUGUGUCUUCACGACCGCCAGGUCUUCCAGAGCUCCCCAGAAUCUCCGCUGCUCCAGCAUUUGUUCCUACGCCUUACUCACCACCGGCUCCCGUAUCAAGCAUGACCAUCUACUCUGAUCUCCAGGCUGCCAGACAGUUCAAAAGUGCUCCUGAGCUUAGUGCACUGCCCCCCAAUUUCUUGAAGCCUCCAGUUCAGGCACCAAAGCCACGCUUUAUUGCUACAAGAGCAGGAGUACAGCCCCACGUCUGGAGGCCUGGAGUUCAACAUUACUGAGUAGGUGAUGCUGUCUGACUUUUUUCAGUUGAGCCUUUAAGAUCAUAGUCUCAUAGUGACUGAGGAAUAUUAUACAGAUUUAUUGUAUUAUUUUUUGUAUUAUUGCACAAUGCAUCAUUGGCACUUGGGUAGCACUCAACACAAAGCUGCCUAUACUGAAUACUAGAGGUAAAAAUAUCAUAGCAUUACAAUUAAUAUUUGUAUGAUGCCAAUUUCACAGAACAAUUGUGCUCACUCACUUUUUUAACCGCUUAUCCAAUUAGGGUGCUGGAGCCUAUCCCAGCUUUUUAAUGGGCACAAGGCACACAGGUAACACCCUGGGCGGGGCGCCAGUCCAUCGCAGGGCAGACACACGUACACAUACACACACCCAUUUACCUAUAGGGCAAUUUAGUGUUUCCAAUUAACCUGACUGCAUGUUUUUGGACUGUGGGAGGAAACCGGAGCUCCCGGAGGAAACCCACGCAAACACGGGGAGAACAUGCAACAUGCAAACUCCGCACAGAAAGGACCCGGGCCGCCCUGCCUGGAGAUUGAAGCCAGUACCUUCUUGCUGUGAGGCGACAGUGCUACCCACCGAGUCACCGUGCCGCCCUACAAUUGUGCUGUAAUGCAAUAAAUAAUACAAAAAACAGCCUUUUUUUCAAAACAGCCUUAGGUAAAGUAUAGUAUAGUUUGCGGGUAACAAAAUAUACAGCCGUUUCAACUGUUAAACUAGCAUUGAUUAUGACUGGCUUCAUGCUCAGUCUGUGACGUCUCAUUUUGCCAUCAUGUAAAACACAAUACUGCAGGUUGAGGUGUGAACUACUGGAGCCAUCUGAUGGUAAAGAGUGGGAUUGAGAGCCCUACAUAGGAUUUAUCCAGCUACUCUAAUCAUCUUUAGUGCAGAGCUUCGUUUUAAUGUAACGUCUUCAAAAAUCAAACGAAAAAUAAAAAGCUUGUCACAAACAACAGAUGUUAGUACAUAUGUGCUUAGCUCCAUGUACCUGUGCUUUGUAUCUUAUGAAAUUAGAAAUUAGCAUAGUGAUUUAGAUCACAGACACAGAUUGUUCUUUAACAGGAAGGACACCACUGGACUUUUUAUUUUUAAACAGUGUUGGGUGAUGUGAAUCCUAAGGAUGCCAUAGCCAUCUGAGGCCGGAGUCUCAAAAAAGCAUAAUUGGUUCUGGUUUGUGUGCAACAGGAGUUGAUUGUUUGUUCACCAUGUGUUAUUUCUUGCUACCCUGGGAAAUAAUUAGCAACCCCCUUCUCAUUUGCAACUAUAACAGUCUUCUCCACAAAAUAUUGUGGCAUAUAAUAAUGUGCCAGUGUAAAUUUGAGCCCAAUCAGUCGAGCUUUUGUAAGAUCAGGCAGUGAUGCUGGAUGGAGGUCGGGUCUCCACUGGAAUUUCUCCACCCCUAAUUUGUUAAACUGUGUCUUUAUACUCCUUGCUUUGGGCACAGUCAUGCUGGAGCAGAUAGGGGUCAUCCUUAAACCACAAAUAUGGAAGCAUAUUUAGAAGCUUAUUUUAGAAAAUUGAUUUUGUACACCUGCUAGCAUUAGGUGUGAUUAAAACAUCUGAUUUUAAUAUUGAGAAGAGAUGUCCACAUACUUUUUGUCAUGUGUAUUACUAUUCCAAAAAUAGAAAAUAGAAAACCUUUUGUUUGAUUGGUAGUGAACUUUUGUUAACGCAUUUUCUCCCUUUUUCUCCAACACAUGCGCAGUAGCCGACUGCAUCUUUUCACCUGCACGAGGCGAGUUCAUAUGCGGAUCAGCCUUGUGCACGGUGAGACACACCCUGAUCAAUGCAUUAUUCCUCUACUCUGUGCAGACGCCAUCAAUCAGCCAGCAGAGGUCAUAACUGCAUCAGCCAUGAGGUCCCUCCCCGGCUCCCUCCCUGGAUGAACAACAGCCAAACAAUCAUAUAGCCGCCCAGCCGGAUGGCAGAGCUGAGAGUCGAUAUGAUGUAUUCGAAAUCCCAGCUCUGGUGUGCUAGCGUAUUUUACCGCUGCGCCACCUGAGCGGCGUGUACUUGUUUUAAUGUUUUUAUUUGUAAGGAUUUUCUUUUCCUUUUUUGAAACAUAUCUUAUGAGCUGAAAUUCAACUUCUCUUGCACAUCCAGCCUUUUAUGCAGUACCCAGGAAUUUAUUUAUCACACUGAAGGUUUAUUCUCAUUUGAUUUGAUGCCUCAUAAUAGUUAGUGACCAUGCACCAUGGGGGACAAAACUCUGUGGGAAGUAGAUAUGGCUAAAUUGGCAAACAAUCAUCAACAAGUAUGCCACAGUAGACUGGACUUGCCACGCUAUCCACUGGACACACUACAAAAUGUAUCUGCUGGUUUAUACUGGGUCCCAGGAAGUUUAUACUUACUUGGAAAAAAGGGGGGCUGUAUAGGACUGGCCAAAAGAAUAAAGUAAGCUGAGUCACAUAAACCAAUCAGAAAUGAUAUCUCCUCUGGCAGUCCCUGGAAGGAACAGGUGCAUGAGUGUCACAGCCUAUUUGUGAGAGCAAACUAAUAUCAUCUAAAUGGAUUCUGACUAAUAUGUGUGGGAUUUAUGGACGCUCACAUUAAAAUAAGCAACUAACAUUUAAUAUACAAGGUAUGACGAGCCAGUGUUUAAACUUCUGUGGACACGACUGUCCCUGAGAUGGUCAUAAGGAGGACUUGAAGUGUGAGGAUGCAAGUUCGAGCUGUGAUUUCAUAUAAUCAGUUAUACCAGACGUGCUUAGAUAAGACUGUACGAGUGAUAACUCGAGACGACGGUUGAACAUGAGCGCUCAAAGCCGAUAAUAAGUGAAGAAAGAAAACAGAAAGCCAAGCUGGCCUGGUAACGGGCAGCACUGAAUGGAAAAGUGGGAAGUAAUAAAAUAAGAAAUGAAAUAGCGACUUUUAUAAGAAAUACUAGCUCAGUUCUUUGCCAUUUUUCAUGAAUGCUUACUAGAUAAACUGUAGGGAUUUGUGAAGAUCAGGCCUUUUGCUGGUGUAUGUGUUGUGUACAAUUGUGUGUAUGUGCUGACUGUAAUUAGGAGCAUCUAUUUGAAUCUGCAGGUUAGUAAAAAACAAUUGUAGAUGUUCAUGGCACAGAGAUGUAGUGGAUUUGAUGUCUGAAAAACAUGUAUUUUUCAAGAAAUAAAAACGUUUUAAGAAAA